AUGACUGAAGCAUCCAAGAGGCUCAUAGCUCUGGGCCCCCACCUCCCAGAGGACCAGAAGAGAAUUCUAAAAGUGAAGGUAGAGGAAGAGCAAGCAUGGGGGCAGAAAGGAUCCAGAUUUCAAGAUCCCCUUCCACACACCAGAGACGUUUUCAGACAACGAUUCAGACAGUUUUGCUACCAAGAGACUCCUGGGCCCCGUGAGGCCCUAGGCUGCCUUCAGCAACUUUGCCAUCAGUGGCUUAGGCCAGAGAUCCACACAAAGGAGCAAAUCUUGGAACUGCUAGUGCUGGAGCAAUUUCUGGCUAUCUUGCCUGAGGAGCUCCAGACCUGGGUACAGCAGCAUCAUCCAGAGAAUGGAGAGGAAGCUGUGACUGUGCUGGAGGAUUUGGAAAGAGAACUUGAUGAACCAAGACAGCAGGUCCCAUCAGGUGCUCAUGGACAGGAAAUGGUCUUGGAGGAAAUAGUACCCCUGGAAGGAGGCCAGGAGUCUUCAGGUGCCCAACUCCAACCCAUGGAUGCCAAUCUGGAAUGUGAAUCUCCAGAACCACACACCCUACAAGACAAUGGAUUUUUGUGGUUCUCCAUGAUGUCUCAACGUGCAGGAGAUAAAGACAUUGUUAGUUCAAAUGGAGGUGAAGUGGAAAUACAGCCAAAAAGCAUGAGAGAAAAGUUCCUUAGCGAUCUUGCAAGUCUACUGAAAAGCAAAAGUAAUAACACAAAGAUAUUUUCUAAAGAGAAAUACUGUCAACUCAUAAAGGAAGUAAAAGAAGCUAAAGCAAAGGCAAAAAAGGAAUCCGUUGAUUAUCGCCGUUUGGCCAGAUUUGAUGUGAUCCUUAUACAAGGAAAUGAGAAACUGAUUGAGGCUGUUAAUGGAGAGACAGAAAAAAUACGAUAUUAUUUACACAGUGAAGACUUAUUUGACAUCUUGCAUAAUACACAUCUCAGUAUUGGUCAUGGUGGGCGUACCCGUAUGGAAAAAGAGUUGCAACCAAAAUAUAAAAAUAUCACAAAAGAGGUUAUAAUGUUAUACUUAACUCUUUGCAAGCCUUGUCAACAAAAGAAUUCAAAGCCACCAAAAAAAUGUAUUGUGUCUAAGCCCAUGAAGGAAGUUAAUUCAAGAUGCCAAGUUGAGCUCAUUGACAUGCAGUUAAAUCCUGAUGGAGAAUACAAGUUUAUUAUGAGUUAUCAGGAUCACCAAACAAAAUUAAGUUUUUUGCGGCCAUUAAAAUCAAGAAGGUCUGAGGAAGUGGCCCAUGCUUUGUUGGAUAUUUUUACGAUUAUUGGAGCACCCAAUGUUUUACAGUCUGAACACGGAAGAGAUUUUUCAAGCCAUAUCGUCAAUGAACUGAGCAUGAUGUGGUCAAAACUAAAAAUUGUCCAUGGAAAGCCUCGGCCCUGUCAGAGCCAUGGUUCUGUGGUACAGCCUAAGUACGACAUCCAGAGUAUGAUGAUUUCCUGGAUGCAAAAGAACAACUCCUUGCACUGGUCAGAAGGUCUUUGGUUCAUUCAAAUGAUGAAAAAUCAACCCUUUCACAGAAACAUGCAGCACACUCCGUGUGAAAUUGUAUUUGACUCUGGAAACAAAGUUGAUCUGUCUACUUCUAAUUUAGCUGAAGACAUUGUCCAUCUGAACACAGAGGGUCAUUUAGAACAGUCUGAAAAAAAAGCAGAAAGUAGCCUGAAAGUUAAUGAGGCUGGAAAUGACAGUAAUGACGUGGAAGAGAACCUUAAUAUAACAACUCCUAAAGUACCUGAACUCACUUCUCCCACUCAGGGCAGCCUAAAUUUUUCAUCCUGUGUGGUUUGUGAAAAAGAAUGGACUGGUGCUCAUUGUAAAUUGUGUAAUAGGGAUGUCCAUGCAGUCUGUGGCAUAUCCUCCUGGGAUGAGGUAGAAGGAUGUAGCCCAAAAGUCACAUGCAGUUUUUGUUGUGGGACUCAAACAAUGAAAAGGAAGCAUACCAAUACCCAUGGAAGUUUGCCUACCCAGGCAACCAAAAUGCUGAAACAAUCAGAGUCUAAGUUUUCAACAGCCAAAGUUGGAGAUUGAGUGAGAGUUUGAAUGUCGAAUAUAAGUUGAGACUGAAGGAAACCUAGAAGCUGAGAUCUUGAUGAGUGAUAAGGGUAUAAGUAUGAUAUGGAGCAUGUUUGACUGAAACAAAGUUCUUUGAAGUUAUGGCCAUUGUGAAGUCAAUGUUUGUAUAGAAGGGCUAAUGAUUUUGAAUGAUGUUUCUAAAGAAGAAGGUUAGAAGCUGUAACUUUCAGUCACAUCUCUAUUAUUGGCCUGUCAUUGUGGAUUUUAGACCUAUAGUUCCUUUUUGGUGGAAGGCACUGGGAAUAGCUAAGAAAUAAGGGUCCAAAGAUGAGUGUAGGGUGUGUGUGUGUGUCUGUGUGUGUCUGUUUGUGUGUCAGUAUGUAGGGUAUGAAGGUAAGAUUUGGGAAAGAUUUUAUGUUAAGUAGGGAAAUUAAAGUGAAUUUGGGUGGGGAAGUCAGUUGAGACAUGGUAUUAACUUGUGGUGAGAAGUAUGAGUGUGGAGGCUACAGGUUGGUUUAUUUGGGCAAGAGUUGAAUUCAGCAAGGACAUAACAUUUCAGAUUUAUGUUCCAAUGAUGACGUUAGGUAGAGGAGAAUUGAAGUCAGACAGUGGUUUUGAGAUUAAGAGGUAUGUGCUCAAGUCAGGAUUUUUGAGGCCAAGUAAGCUUGGCCAAAUUGGAUGAAGGGGCGAAUUCAGACAGGAGGGUGGGUUAUUUUAGGGUGGAAAAUGCAAUCAAGUAGAAAUAGUGAGUUUAACUGGUAGGAGGUGAGUUUAAGCAGGGGAUUUGGGAAGUGGGCUAGGGAGUUUAAGUUGGAGGA
Messenger RNA from Vombatus ursinus (common wombat), 2852 nucleotides. Its product is annotated as SCAN domain-containing protein 3-like. The transcript has 3 exons. Gene Ontology annotation, molecular function: nucleic acid binding. Lineage: Eukaryota; Metazoa; Chordata; Mammalia; Diprotodontia; Vombatidae. Gene Ontology annotation, biological process: DNA integration. The record is from RefSeq and is a predicted model, not a curated record. The coding region runs from base 1 to 2049 and encodes 682 amino acids.